This is a messenger RNA of Topomyia yanbarensis, 5293 nucleotides long. RefSeq names its product transcription factor E2f1 (gene E2f1). NCBI's taxonomy places the organism in Eukaryota, Metazoa, Arthropoda, Insecta, Diptera, Culicidae. Bases 1314 to 3425 code for a protein of 703 amino acids. The record is from RefSeq and is a predicted model, not a curated record. The transcript is spliced from 7 exons. Gene Ontology annotation, molecular function: DNA-binding transcription factor activity, RNA polymerase II-specific; RNA polymerase II cis-regulatory region sequence-specific DNA binding; protein dimerization activity. Gene Ontology annotation, cellular component: RNA polymerase II transcription regulator complex. Gene Ontology annotation, biological process: regulation of transcription by RNA polymerase II.
GCCGUCAGGACACACAUCCAUAUCGAAAAAAGAUGGAGACUGACCGACCGACAAAUGGCUGAUAUUUUCAAUCGUGAAGCUAAUCAGAAAUCGUUCAAAAUCAUGCUGAAGCGAAUUGGCGUAUGCAAAAAAUAAAACAAGAAAAAGUUACGCGUGCUGUCUUCUACAGAGGCAGGAAUGAGAGAACGUCUGGCAAAAAUGUGCUGCAAAAUUUACAGAUGUUCCUUUGACCUCCCGCAAAGCGGAGGAAAAGAAUACCAAAAAUGGCAUCAUCGAGAGGCCUAAAACAAAAAAAAAACAGCAUAAUGAGCAGAAGCUGCGGGCGACAGCAGCAAUAGUGAACGAAAAAUAAGACCACCGGAGGGAACAUGCUAAGAAGCAAAACAACAUGGACGCAAAUCAGUAGUCUGCCACACCGUCAUAAGUGGCCGGUGAAAAGCGGGUGCGCCUAGGUACGAUGGAAGUGUACAGACAAUCUGGCAGUACCAAACCGGUUCAAGUUUAGGAACUCGCUUCCUGCCUAAAACAACGAGUAAUCCUUCCGGUUACCUAAAUAUGCUAAAGGGCUCUCAGUAGUCCGUUUAAAUAGAUUACGUUAAUGGAGAAGAGUAGAAUUCCAAAACUAAUUGACACCCGGACCAUCCGCAUGAUUGAACAAAUUCUUCUGUACGCUCAUGGUUUAAAAAGCCUUAAUAAAACUAAUGUGUCCAUUAGAUCCGGCCUGAACGCCAAACAGUGAGCCCAAAUUAUGCAAGCAAUCGGAUCAACCCGGUACGAACGAAAAGAAAACAAAAAUCAAGGUUUAAAAGUUUUCAAUACUUUUGAAAGCAUCAAUGUCGAUGAAUCUCCAAGCGAAUAGGACUCCGAUACCAAAGAACCCUCGAUGGAUGAUGGUAAGGAAAUCUCUGGGAGCGGUAAAAAGAAGUGCGAAAUAGAGGAGUGCAGGAAACUUUGUCAGAGUGAAAACAACAACAAAAAAACGCAAACAUAGGCUGAAAAGAGCGAUAGAUGGAACGACUACACGAGUCUCUCUGUGCCUGGUGUUGCGAGGGGACUGACUGCACGAACACAUCGAAAGUCAGCAGCGGUUUACGGUACGUGACUGAGUGGAAGUAGUGCCAUUCAAUGAUCUGUCCCGAAACGAUUUUUUUGCCCAACAAAGCGAUAGACUUUUGUUUUCUCUGGCAUAAAAAUAUAGAACGAACUGUCCGUGCCAAUGAGAAUCGGUUGGAUUCGGAGAAACGGCGCCACGUUUGUACGAACCUGUCCAGAGGUUUGCGGCGGCAGCGUCCGAAUUCUUAUUUUUUUGAAGUAUGUAUACGAUUCAGUCUAAACAGAAGCAGCAAACUCAACAGCACUAUGUAGCGUCUGGUGGCAGGGUUAGGGUAACUAAUAUGGAAAUAAACCAAAAGACUGGCGACUCGUAUGGACUGAACGGUGGCAGCGGCGGCAGUAGUAGAACCAGCUGUGCAAGCGGAAGUACAAAUCGAACGAUAGUCUAUGGCGUUGGUAGCAACGUCAGCAGAAACAAUGCUGGUGGCAGUAGGAAUCCCUCGAUUGGUAGUGGUAGCGAGAUGUCCAGCGAGGAUUACGAGGAGGUAAAACCGGACAUCAAGGUCAGUUCGCAUCUGCUCGAUCAUGGGUACGGAUUCGGUGUAACACCGCAGUACCAUUCGCCGCAGCAGAGCCAUCAUCACCAUAGCAGUAGUAGUACUAGUAGCAAUAGUCAUCAUAACAGUAGUCAACAUAGUGGAUAUCACCAUCAUCACAGUCCUUCGGCGUCUACCUCUGCGUCGCCAGUACCGGCGACUGAAUCGGCGCAUUACCACCAUGCAAAGCCAACGACGCCCGUUCGAACGGGGCUGCCACAACAGCACAAAAGUGCCAGCGGAGAUCCGCAAAUUACGAACUACUUCAAGGCGGUGAAACGUCGGCCCCAGACCAGCCUGUCGCCAACUCCGGCCAAAAUCGCCAAACAAUCCAGAAGUAAAACGCCCAGUUCUACGUGCUCUACGCCCACGUCGUCCGUAUCGUCCUCCUCGUCGAAGAAACGGUAUUCGGAGGGAACCAGGUACGACACAUCUCUCGGCCUGCUCACGAAAAAGUUUAUCGACCUGCUCAAGGAAUCGGCCGACGGUGUGGUCGACCUAAACAUUGCCUCCACCAAGCUGAACGUACAAAAGCGUCGUAUCUACGACAUCACCAAUGUGCUCGAGGGGAUCGGCAUUCUGGAGAAGAAAUCCAAGAACAACAUUCAGUGGAAGUUGGGCAACUCGCUGUGCAAUAUCGAGAAGAACAACCGGAUACAGCGCGAUCGGUACCUGCAGGAGCAGAAGGAGAACAUGCUGGACCGGAUGAUUGUCGAGAUGCGCAAAACUACGGGUGAUGAUAUGCAGACGGCUAAACAUGCGUACGUCACCUGUCAGGAUCUCAACUCGAUAGACAUGUUCAAGGAGCAGAUCAUUGUGGUGAUCAAGGCCCCACCGGAGGCGAAAUUGGUGCUACCCGAUGUGCAACAGCCACGGGAAAUUUUCCUCAAAUCCGAGAAGGGUGAAAUUGACGUAUUCCUGUGUCCGGAAUCUUCCGAAGGAUCACCCGACGGUGGGUUUGGAGGUGCUGGUAGCAGUAGUGGAGGCUUUGUUGGUGGUAGCAGCAAAACGGGAGGAGGAUACGGUAGCAGCAGGUCUGGGCCUGAUCCUCUUCUCGAAGAUAUUGAUCCACUGUUAUCACCGUUUAGUGGAAAGUUAUUCAGUCCUAAAUUUAAGCUAAAAGGAAGCUUCAUGAAAACAUUCAGCUCGGCACAACGAAACCUCAACAAAGCGCUAUUUGGAAGCCCUGCUGUUGAGGUUAAGGCCGAACCCGCCUCAACCAUGUUAGAUACGAUCUCUACCGGCAAAACAACCAGCGUUCCCGUUCCAGUCAUCUCACCUCUGUCGAUCCACAUACAAAAAGAGUUGGAUCUUCUAAGCGGAAAUGGUGCCUGCAGUGAAUCCCCGGUGAAAACUUCCACUGAUAACAUGUACUUCACCUCUAGUUCAAUCAAGAAGGAACGGUUAGAUCCGGACUAUUCGGAGGCUAGUACCACCACCGCCACCACCAGUGGCAAAUUUCUCCCGGUGGAAAUUACGAAUAAAAAUGCAUCUUUGAACGAUAGCAAAAUGAGCCCGGAGACACUUUUACCGCAAGGCCAGCUGGACUCGGGAGAGGCGUCACUGAAGGGACUGAGUGCAAAGUCGACGCCGGUUAAUGUGCGAGAGCGGAACGCCAUGAUGGCUGAGUUUGGCAACUGCAGUCCCUUCAAUUUACCGUACUUAGAAGUGCCAGAGAUGGACUCAUUCCUGCCGCUGGAACCGUUAGACAACGACUACAACUUCUCCCUGGAUCACACGGAGGGCGUGUUCGAUUUGUUCGAUUUUAACUUUUAGGUCCAAUUUUAUUUCUAUUAGUUCGUAUUGCUACUAGUACUAAAUACUGCACACACCCACUGACCACCACCAAAAGGAUGUGGAUGGUGAGAGGACACGGAGUUUGUACAUUGUAUUCCAGCUAUCGAGCCCGAGUUGCCAGCCUUACGAUAAGAAAAAUGAGAGAAAAAAGUUUGAUGAAUACAAGGAAAGAAAGUUUUACAAAGUUUGAAUUGCAAAGCUAACUUUAAAGUUUUUGCGUUGUUUUUACCACGCAUAAUGUGCUGGCAAAUGCGACACCAACGGUGGCCAGGGGCAGCCCUAGCAAACAGCAUCUCAGUGUUUAGGAGAAUAUUCGAUUGAAAGUAAAUCGAGAAACGGUAACAAUAAGAUUGUUUUAACAUUGCUAUCUAUUGGUAUUUAGUUGUAUUUUUUUGUAUAUAUUACUAUGUAAAUUAUUUAACAAAAAGGAUAAAGUAAAGAAACGUAAAAAAAGAAAGCAGAAGUUGUAGAAGAAAACCUUGCUGAGGGCGGCCGAAUUUAUCUCGAGAGAUUCUAUAGUGACCUGACCAUGCUUCUCCUUAUUGAAACUGAUCCUUCAUAUGAAUUACAAGUCAAUGCACUUAUGAUUAAACAAAGGGGAAGUUUUCGCAAAACCGAAUCGGUGGUGUGAACUGAUUUACGUCUGUGAAUCGAUCUAAUGCGCUAUUUUAUGCUCCAAUACACAGUACAGUAUGUCGCCGUAGUAAACUACUACAUAAUAAAAAAAAAGCUGAAGUGCAUUAGAACUCUCCGCCGAAGGUCACAUGGAAAUAACAUAUUUAUGACACUUAGCAACAAAAUAAACCGUAAGACAACAAUCUAGUAACACAAGUACAGUCGUACUACAUGCACACGAAACAAAUAGUUAUGAUCAGAGGAUGCAAACGAUUCUCUAGAUUUUAAGCAGAAAUUCUUAAUUUAUACAUAUAUUUUUAAUAGGGAUAUCUAAAAAUGAAACAACACAAAAACUAAACAAGUAAAACAAACGGAACAAAAACAUUCAACAGGAAUGAAGCAAAACCAGCGAUUGGUAGCCGAUAGAAUAGUGCAAAAACGGAGUUUUUGGGAAUGUAAGCAAAUUAUACGGAUUAUUAAUUCUUAUUUAUUGAUUUUUUCCGAAGCGAUCGUGUUUCGCCUGUUCAGAGAAAAAAACUGAAAUACGCUUGUUAGUUUUCACCGUUGCCAAUUGAUUUAUUAUUAUGGAGAGAUAAGAGUACAGAGAAACUCAAAACUACGGUUAUAUUAAAUGAUAUAUUUUCAACAGCAAAUUAAACUUGGUCACGACUCAUUUCAAUCGGUUUUUGGUCAGCCAAGCAAAAUAUUCGCAGUUCGUUGUUUUAGUAUGUCGCUCAUAUAUCGUCGUAAGGUUUUUCCGGGGAAUGCCAUUUGCAAUUAUUCCAUUUUUUACCGACAAAGCAUAUUCUUUUUUGUUGAUUUAGUUAAUGUAAAAGAAGCGGGAGAUGAAAAUAGUAUGAUUAUUUUUCCAGCUGAUGAGAGAUAAGGACAAUACAUGAUUUCUUUUGUUUGUUUUAGUUUUUAUGCGUAUAUCGUUUAUCUGCGUUAGUUGGAGGUGUUUUCUCAUUUGCUGAUUGCUGAUCAUUAAUACUCGGAAGUGAACGCUGGUAGAACGUUGUAUAUAUCAAAGAGAGUGAUGAAAGCCAUGCAGAUGUGGAAUUUUGUUAGUUUCCGAGGAAAAAGAGAUAAAUUAUCACAGUUAACGUACUUUCCAUACACAGACGUGGACCUGCGAAGGCUAGCAUUUUUUUUGUGUAUCACUCGUGAGCAACAAUAACAAACGGAGAAAGGAAGAGAAAAUCAACAAAUAGAAAACAGUGGAAAAAUAGUAA